AUGGAAUCAUUCUCUCUUCUGAAGCGUCGUACCACCGACCUUCUACACAAUGUUCAGCAGAACCUCCCUGCGAUGCCUUCCGUUCCUUCCGUCCCCUCUACGACUUCUCCGAAAAAGGACUCUAUCAAAGGAACAUGGGAGCGCAUUGAUGCUCCCGACGUCCCUCGCUCUUCUCACUCUCUUAACAUCGUCCACGGCACCGCUUACAUCUUUGGCGGCGAGGUCAAACCCCGAAACCCCGUCGACAACGACAUGCACGUCGUGACCCUCCCCUGGUCCAGCGCAGGUGCCGAUUAUUUCAAGAUCAAGCCAGUUCCAGCCAAACCAGAUGAACAGCCGAAGAAGGUGGAGACGCAGCUGCCCUCUCAGACAAAGGGUAAAGAACCAGCUGAGCCAGUCGCAAAGCCCGAAGAGGACGUUGAGGACGUUGAAAAGAAGCUGGAUGAGGUCUCUCUUGAAGAGGACUCCGAUUCUUCCGGUGAAGAUGAAGACGAAGAAGAUGAGGAGACGGAGAGCAAAUCGAAGGGCAAGGAACCCGCUGGUCCCGAGCGACCGGAAUUGGGCAACGUCCCAGCUCCACGAGUCGGCCACGCUACAGCCGUCAUUGGUUCCCGUAUCUUCUUAUUUGGUGGUCGAGGAGGUCCUGAUAUGAAACCACUUGACGAGGCUGGCCGUGUUUGGAUCUUUGAUACCCGCUCCAAUACGUGGACAUUCCUUGACCCUGCACCUGCUAUUCCAGGUGGAAACAUUGUACCUCAACCUGGCCCACGAAGCUAUCACACAGCGACCUCUAUCGACCGGCCCCGGGAUUUCGCCCCAACACGACCUAAGGAAGCUGCGACUUGGGGUCAAUGGGCCCUAGGCGAUACCUCAAAGACGGGUAUUCCUCAGGCUCCCAUUGUUGGCAACGUAGCUGAAGAUGCCAGAGACGAAGAGUCAGACGGUUACGGCACCUUCUUCAUCCAUGCAGGAUGCCUUGCCAACGGUGAGCGGACCAACGAUAUUUGGGCUUUCAACGUUCGCGAGCGUACUUGGUUUGAGCUUCCUGCUGCUCCGGGACCUACUCGGGGUGGCAGUGCCAUUUGUGUAAGCAAGACUCGUCUGUUCCGCUUUGGCGGUUUCGAUGGCCAGAAUGAACUUGGAGGACAGCUCGACUUCCUCCACCUCGAAGUUGAGACUUUUGACGAUCAGGGCACCAAGGGUGAGGUCGCGGUUCGUGCCCGUGGUGGUUGGCAGACCAUCCACGAGAGCGACCCUAAUACCGAUUCCACCGAGAUUCACGCUGAGCCAGCUCAGGUCUGGCCUGAGCCACGAAGCGUAGCAUCUCUGGAAACUGUUACCUCGGGUGCCGGGUACGAAUAUCUCGUUCUGACCAUGGGCGAGCGUGACCCAAGCUCAGAGGGUCAUGAAGGUGCAGGCAAGUUCCUGGGUGAUGUUUGGGUGUACCAGGUGCCUCCACUGGGUAUGACCGCUGCCAGCGUUACUGCUGCUAUGUGGCAAGCUGUCGGUCGUAAGACAGGCGAGGGCAAGUGGACCAAGCUUGAUCUUACGCCCUACGACGACGAUAACAGUGAUGAGAUGCCUGAGCCAAGAGGCUGGCUUGCCAGUGCACCUAUGGGCGAGCUUGAGGAGAGCGGCGUUCUGAUCUGGGGUGGUCUUGGUGAGGACAACCAGAGACUCGGAGAUGGUUGGAUUUUGCGAGUAGGCGACGCCUAA
Fusarium coffeatum is the source of this 1716-nucleotide messenger RNA. RefSeq lists its product as uncharacterized. Lineage: Eukaryota; Fungi; Ascomycota; Sordariomycetes; Hypocreales; Nectriaceae. The transcript has a single exon. The coding region runs from base 1 to 1716 and encodes 571 amino acids. The record is from RefSeq and is a predicted model, not a curated record. Gene Ontology annotation, molecular function: protein binding.